Esox lucius (northern pike) is the source of this 3994-nucleotide messenger RNA. RefSeq lists its product as uncharacterized. The record is from RefSeq and is a predicted model, not a curated record. Lineage: Eukaryota; Metazoa; Chordata; Actinopteri; Esociformes; Esocidae. The transcript is spliced from 3 exons. Bases 1825 to 3261 code for a protein of 478 amino acids.
UGGUAAGACGUCGGACUGUCCUGCGCGAUUAACUGAAUGUGGUAUUAGAACAAAUCCUAUAAAAAAAAUUCUACAAAUUGAAGGUAAGCCGAGAAAUUAUAAUACCAUAGACAAUGGGGCAUGUACACAUCUGAUAUUGAAUAUUGAACUUCCAAAAUAAAACAAAUGUACUAGCCUCAAUAUAAUUCUAGAAACUAUUUGCCUAGAUUGCCUAAAUACAAACUAUUCGUCUAUUGCCUAGACUGUAUGGCUAUUGCUGGUAAAAAAAAAAAAAAAGAAAAGUCUAAGAAAAGACCGCCAAACAUUUACUCAGGAGCCAAAUCAGACUCAUGAGUCUAAAAGAACCUGAGUGCCAAGAUAAAUGGACUGUCAUGCAUGAUGAUUAAUAUCUGCUAGGAAGUCUGAACUGCAUACAGCAUUUACUUACUACCGUUAGGGUGAGUACUGUUUGAGCAAAUCCUGCAGAAAUGUUCACAGUAUAGUUUGUCCUAAAAUGAAUGACACAUUUGUUUUUCAUUGUGACUGGUCACAUGUUUAUUGGAUUUAAUAUGACCAAACAGUUUCAGAGUGAUGUUCAAAUCAUGAGAAUACCCUUUGAGCCAUAAACUCAGUCACAGAUUAAGCAUUUUCUGGCAGUUGCUUGAGAGCUAGUUGUAAAGAAAUACCCCUCUCCCUACUCCUAGAACCAAAGGUGAUGCUUGGACAAUAAUCAUUCACCCCUGCAACUCCCAGCAACACUUCAGCCAGCUACCCAGUCAGACCUUGAUCCUACACUGUGGUGGAUUGCUUUGGUUUAUAAAAGAGCACUUUAGGCUGCUGGGCCAGCAGAAAGCUCAUUUUAUGACUUUUCUCUCCAGUUUCAACAGUUUGAACAUUUGAUUUUGUUUUUUAACAUUUUAUUUAGAACCCGAAUGGCUGAUGUUGUCUACGAUCCAUUGUCUAUUUUAGCAGCUCCUGUUAUUUGCAUGAGAUCAUCUGUCCAGAUAAUCAGGUUAAAAUACAAUAAACAUUGUGAAAUACUUUGUCACAUUCAAAUUCAAAGUUCAUGAGCGUUAGAUUUCAGGUUGAAUGUGGACUUAGCCUAAAAGCCUGUGGUAAAGGGAAAUGGCCACAGGGAAAUGGCAUGGACAGGUUGGAGCAUUCUAACAUGACGAAGCCUGAGCAAUGAACAGAACAGACUUGCUAUCAUGUGUCCACUGGCCCUAAAAAGGUGUGACGGUGUGCGAGUUGUUCCAGAAUAGAUCCCUUGUUAACUACAUUUUAAACUAAAACAAAUGCAGUGCAUCAUUUAACACACAGGCAAGGCUACUCCAUCUAUACAAAACAGGUUUGCAGUAUGCAGCUUUAGGGAGGGAUAUCAUUUGUAUUCACUUCAGUCUUGCUGAAACUGAUCCUGCUAAAGGAGAUUAAAGUAGCAAGCUGUAAUCUGAGUCACAUGUGGCCAGGAUAUUAUCUCUCAUUCACAGAAACAGAGUUAACCACCAUAACCACUAUUCUCCUCUAGCUCUGCUACCCAAUCUUUAGGUUUCAAUGAAUCACUCUGAGGGAUAUACAGUAUGAGAUCUGUGAUAUAAACAGGUUUAUGGAGGCAUGAAUGAUAGUUAUAUAGGGACAUGAAAAUACAGAAUGAAAUGUGUUAUUUAAUUAGUUACAUUUUACUUAUGCACAACUAGAUAACAACAUGUGAAAUAGUAAUUGAUGGUAUUCAAAGUACCCAAUAUUAAUAUAUUACAUUAUUCCUGCAUUAUGUAGUCAAGCAUUUCUUAUAACAGGGAGGGAGAACAUUUAUCUACUGUCAACUUCUACUACCUUGGACUCUUCGCAAUGCCAACGAGUAACACAUGGCCCGGUGGCAUCACCAUAGAGACAGUGACCUGCAUGGACAGUGCAGGAAGCUGUGAUAGUGUUGUCAGCAUGAACUCAGGAUUUAGUGACAAUAGCCUUGAGCACCUGUCUGCAGAGGAGAAGGCAUGUCUCAUGUUCCUGGAGGAGACCAUAGAGUCCAUAGAGACUGAGGAGGACAGCAGACUAUCCGAUGACGAGCCUGACGGCAUGUCUGCCCCAAGCAAUGUGGCAAGCAAGACUGCCCACCUUUCUGCCUCCAUGGGUCAAAACAAGCUCCUUGAUGUAUCAAUACAUCCCAGUGAGGGGCACAGUCACCUCGUUCCAACUCCAUUCAUCCAGGCUAAAGGCACGUCUUACAUCCCACCCAAGGCCAGGCCAGGCAUAGCCCCAGAUGUGGACACCUUUCACCAUAAACCCCAGGCCACUGCCUUGGAUGUUAGGCUAUGCCAGGACCACCACUCUCGUGUACCUCCGGAGGUCAAUGUUGUGGUUAUUCCCCCUCCAUCUAAGCCCAAAGACUACUCUGGUCAAUGGCCACCCCCUUCAUCCAGGGGCCCUCUGUCCUAUGAUGCUCUAGUGCAGCUGAGGAAGAGUGCCUCCCUGAAAAGACCCCCCAAAAAUCCCCCAGAUGCGACCAGAGACUCAAAUAGGCAGCCCUCUGCGCCAGUCGUUCCAGUCGAGGUUCACUGUGGAAGCACACCCAGAGGACCUGUAGCUACCACAGCCCAGGGCACGCACCUCCAGGCCUGUCCUCCAGUAGUGUUCCCCAAACCCCCGACGAUUCCCACCCACAUUGCCUUGAGUACCCAAAAAGAUACAGCUGACUCCACCACAGACCCAUUGCCCAGUGACAGGUGUUUGUCAGACCCCCAGAAAGUUAGAAAGGAGGCCUUGCAAAAGCUGGGGCUCCUAAAAGACUAUAAUGCGUUCCAGCCUGUUACACCACCGUGGUCAUCCAAAUCUCACUCCACCUGGGACCUACAUUCUUCCAAUUGUGGUGUCAAAGCACCAGCCUACGGUAAACCGAAAAUAAGCCAGCCCUCAACCACCUCCCAGGGAACCAGAGAACCUAAUGGCAGGCCAUUACAAAGCAGCAGCAGUUUUGUCCAUCGAUCUUGGAGUGAGGAGCAGCCAGCUGUACCUGAGUUACACCUGGCUAAGGUCAAAGCAGCAACCCUAGAACACUCUGGAGUGGGACUUGGGAGUUCCAUGGCAAACCACCGGAAACCCCUCCAGGAUAGAUGUUGCACUCCAGUCGCUCACAUCAAAAUCCCUGAGCAGGAGAAAACCCACGCUGCCCAACCAGUUUCCCCACACAAGACCCAACAAUACCAGGGCUUCAGUGUGGUUAUGGUGCCCAACAUGGGAGAGGAUAGACGGGAGGCACUUAGGAAACUGGGGCUGUUGAAGGAAUAAGGCUGGGAUACAUUCAGACCUACCAAAGCAAUGUUCAUGCCAUGCCCACACUAAUCUUAUUCUAAAAAGUGAAAGCCUACCUGUGAAAGGGGUGGUCUGGUCGUGAUAUAGUACCCAAGACCAGUCCUACAGUUCAUUUGACUACUGGAACAGAGCUACUGCAUAAAUGCUGCAAUGCGGGUUUGACCGCCCGUAUCUCUGUAAAGUGAACUUGAACAUUUGAUAUUUACCAGCAGAGAAGUAGCAUGGAGUGGGGAUUGAAGUCCUUUUUGUACAUAGUUUGAACAGUGGCUUAUCAUACUGACAGUACUGACGUUUCUGUCAGUAAAAUCUGCAGUAUACUGCAUGUCCAUUGUUUAAUAAGAAACGUUUUGCAGUCACAGGAUCAGUCACUGCACAUCGAUCAAAGAAAUGGAUGUAACAGUUGGUUUUAUAUGCACAAGGAAUAAACUGUGUCUGUUUGCUUCAGAGGAGAACAUAUUGGAUGAAACAUUAAAAAGCUUUUGCCCAUUUUGUCUAGACUGAGCUUUUUGCUAUUAAAUUACAACUAUGUUUUUUUCAUCCAGCGACUGUAAACCAUUCAUAGUGCUUUACUUCUGUUUCUUCCGUUCAGUGCACCCUUGUCUCUUAUGGACUCAGUCCUACUACUCCUCUUACCCCUGGUACUGUCGCAGUGAGAAAGCCUAGUCAGCAGUCUGUGUGUUAUCAGCUUAUCUUGGACUGCACCUCCAGA